AUGCGCUUAUUGUGUUCCAUAUCGAUAUUGUUUUCAUGGAUCGCUUCGUUCACGUGUGCAUAUUUCAUUCAUAUUGAUGCGAAUGAAGAGCAAUGCUUUUUCGAUCGUGUCACAUCCGGUACAAAGAUGGGUUUAAUGUUUGAGGUGGCAGAAGGAGGAUUUUUGGAUAUUGAUGUUAAGAUCACAGGACCAGAUGCGAAAGAAAUCUACAAAGGCGAACGUGAAAGUUCAGGUAAAUACACGUUUGCAGCGCAUAUGGAUGGUGAUUAUACGUAUUGCUUCAGUAAUCAAAUGUCCACGAUGACUCCCAAAGUGGUGAUGUUCAGCAUGCAAGUUGCUGAGCCGGGACAAGAUGUUGGUGGUGCGCAAGAUGCAGCUGAAGAAGGCAAGAAGCUUGAGGAAAUGAUACGUGAGCUGUCAACAGCGCUGACAUCCGUGAAGCAUGAGCAAGAAUAUAUGGAAGUCCGUGAAAGAGUACAUAGAUCAAUAAAUGAGAACACCAACUCUCGAGUGGUUUUAUGGGCUGUAUUCGAGGCAUUAGUGCUCGUCUCGAUGACCGUUGGCCAGAUCUUCUAUUUGAAACGUUUCUUCGAAGUACGAAGAGUCGUAUAA
Molecule: messenger RNA, 612 nt
Organism: Anisakis simplex (herring worm)
Lineage: Eukaryota; Metazoa; Nematoda; Chromadorea; Rhabditida; Anisakidae
Source: the annotation of a GenBank genome assembly